Molecule: messenger RNA, 701 nt
Organism: Erythranthe guttata (spotted monkey flower)
Lineage: Eukaryota; Viridiplantae; Streptophyta; Magnoliopsida; Lamiales; Phrymaceae
Source: RefSeq, a predicted model, not a curated record
CUAACGGAGCAGCAAAUAAUGGGGAUUUACGGCCUGCAGCAGACCUCACAGCAAGCCGAAGACGCACUCUCACAAGGAUUGGAACAACUGCAACAAUCUUUAAUCGACACUAUUGCUAAUGGUUCGAUAAACGAUAGCAUGCAUCACAUGGCAGUUGCAUUAGGGAAGCUAGCUAAUCUCGAAGGCUUCGUUCGACAGGCUGAUAAUUUAAGGCAACAAACACUUCACCAGCUUCGUCGAAUAUUGACCGUUCGACAAGCAGCGCGUUGCUUCUUGGUUAUCGGAGAGUACUAUGGUCGUUUACGAGCUUUGAGUUCACUAUGGGCAUCAAGGCCUCGAGAGGCUCUGCAAAUGGCUGAUGAUAAUUCAUGCCAAACAACAACUGAUCUGCACAUGGUACAAUCUUCACAGAACCAGUUCUCGAAUUUCUGAUCGCGCACGCGGUACGAGGUUGUCGAUUAUCGUUAGAUUACCGUGGCUUCGAUGCAUGUUAUUACAGCAUGCAUUGAGGUUGAAAAAUUAGAGGCUACUUUUAGAGAGGAGAGAAUUAAUUAAAAAAUAGAGUUGUUUUUUUUCUCCUGUAAUUCUUCUUCUGCCUAGCUAGAUUUUGAAUGUUUCUUACAUUACAUAAUUGGUGGUACUCUUGUACAUGCAAAAUCAGUAUUUAUGCAAAUUAUCUUGGUAACUCAAAAAAAAAAAUU